This is a messenger RNA of Diatraea saccharalis (sugarcane borer), 528 nucleotides long. The record is from the annotation of a GenBank genome assembly. NCBI's taxonomy places the organism in Eukaryota, Metazoa, Arthropoda, Insecta, Lepidoptera, Crambidae.
AUGCGGGAGGAACUGCGCUCUGCUCCCAUUGAAACAAAACGGUUAAAUGAUACUGUGGCGGUGCUUACGGGUAGGCUCACAGAGUGCGAAGGCCGAUUUGGAGUUCUUAAUAAGCGUGUGAUUACACUUGAAACACGUCUCACUACUGAAAAGGUGGACAAUGCUUCGCUUAUUGCUGAAAUUGACAGAAUGAAAUCGGAACUAAAUGAUCGAGAUCAAGAUCUAUUGCUUACGGAGCUUGAGGUGACUUGCAUACAGGAGCAGCCGAAUGAAAGUUUGUUACAUAUUAUAGGUACGGUUGCUACAAAACUUGGUGUUCAUCUGGAUGAACAGGAUAUUGUUAGUGUAGUGCGAAUGGGCCGUGUACUAGAUGUGUCCCAGACCUCUGCUUUGCCUGGCACGCGUCCAAUUGUAGUACGAUUGGCGCGACGUGCUGUACGUGAUAGACUGUUGGAAGCUGCAAGAGUGCGUCGGGGUGUUACCACUGAGGGCAUGGGUCUUCCCGAUAAACCUGGUCAUUUUUUUUAA